AUGUCGUCCAGAAAGCACGAAGCUGUGUUUCAGCCUGGAGUACCUGCUCCAAGAUUACUAGAAAGUAGAUACAUCCCAUUCACGAAUGGCAAUGAUGUAGCAGCUGUUGAGUGGCUGUUGUAUAUCUCUGAUGUACACGAGCUCAACGCGUAUCUCGCUGGAAAGCCCGUCGUCCUCGAUGGCAGCUCCCUUUCCCUCCCCCAAAUUGCUGCAAUCGCCCUCUACCCCCCCUCACCACCUUCCCAUACCUCCGUGCCACCAGCCAUCACUUGUGCACCGUCCCUGGAAUUAACCUCCUCUCAAUACCAGCGUGAAAGGGUCGCCGCCUCUCGAGAAGUCAUUGAAACUAAGGUCGCGGCAGGCCUAUCCAUCUACGGCGUUUCCACUGGGUUCGGGGGCUCCGCAGAUACUCGUACUGAUGACCCGCUGGCUCUCGGUGCUGCACUAUUGCAACACCAACAUGCAGGUGUCAUCUUGCCUUCGACUGCUAGUGCACCCUCGCAUCUUGUCGGUCCCAUGCCCCUGACUGAUCCCACACACGGAACAACCAUGCCUGCAACCUGGACACGGGCUGCCAUGCUCAUCCGCGCUAACUCACUGUUACGAGGACAUUCUGGGGUACGCUGGACCCUAGUAGAGAAAAUGGUCGAAUGUAUCCGAAAGGGCCUCGUCCCAGUCGUUCCCCUGCGCGGAAGUAUCAGCGCGAGUGGAGACUUGUCGCCUCUGUCCUACGUGGCGGGGAUGCUCAUCGGUAACCCUGCCAUCCGGGUCUGGCCUUGCGCCAUGGAAGAGACUGUGAACUUCACGUAUCCACCACCUGGGACAACGAUGGAAAUGAUGUCUGCGCCUCAUGCUUUCCGAGCGACUGGGACCACCCCGUUACCCCUUGCCAGCAAAGAACAUCUGGGAAUCCUCAACGGGACGGCAUUUAGCGCCGGACUAACGUCGCUUGUGGUGCGCAAUACAGAAACAAUAGGUGUCCUUGGAGCGGUUCUGACAGCACUCGCGGUCGAAGCUAUGAAUGGUGCACGCGGCAGUUUCGAUCCCUUCGUCGGCGAGGCACGCCCGCACAUCGGCCAGAUCGAAGCAGCGCAUUUGAUAUAUGAACUACUCGCUGGCUCGCAGUUCGCCGUCGAUCACGAGGAAGAGGUGAAGAUUGAAGAGGAUGACGGAGUACUCAGACAAGACCGCUACUCUCUGCGCACGGCCCCGCAGUGGCUGGGACCUCAGUUUGAGGAGUUGAAGCACGCCAAAGAAACAGUUCAGAUUGAAAUCAACUCAACUACUGAUAAUCCGCUCGUCGAACCUCCGAGGACGCCAACUGGAGACGGUAAAAUCCAUCAUGCUGGCAAUUUCCAAGCGCUUGCCAUGACCGUUGCGAUGGACCAUCUUCGGCUGGCACUCGCACAAAUCGGAAGAUUGAUGUUUGUCCAGCUAACAGAAAUAUUGAACCCUCUGAUGAACCGCGGUUUGCCGGGGAAUCUCGCUGGCGGCGAGGCAGCGUUGGAUUUUGGUGGAAAGGGUCUUGAUAUCGCCGCCGCGGCAUAUGCGGGUGAGCUAAAUGCCCUCGGAGGGAUGAAUGUCGGCGUAGGUGUCGUCAGUGCGGAGAUGCACAACCAAAGCCUCAAUUCGCUGGCCCUGGUUUCAGCGCGAUAUACCCUUGCGGCCCUUGAAGUCUCCGAACUUCUUGCGGCUUCCCACAUCUAUAUCCUCUGCCAGGCGCUCGAUCUGCGGGCAAUUCAAACUGAGAUGUAUAGUCGCGCGGGGGCUGUCGUGCGUUCGGUCCUCUCGGAAACUUUUAGGGACGCUUUCGCCACACCAGAAUCAUUGGACACAGUAACGUGCCGGGUCACACCGAGGAUUUUGAACGAGCUUGAUCAGACAACCAGCGUAGCCCUCGGAUUGAGGAUGGCAAAGGCCGCCAGCGCCGCUGUUGCGCCGCUACUCGAGGCGUUGACCUCUGACCCGUCGUGUUGCGUUUCGACCCUUGACCUGCCCCAGAUCGCGCGGUUCAGGGAGAUCUUGGCUCAGAGACUCGAGGCGCUCCUUACGGAGUUGCGCUGCGCGUUUAUGGGUGUAUCCCUGGAAGAAGUGUAUUCAUCGUCAUCGUCACCGCCACAACUUCCCAUGUUCGGUAUCCUACCGAUGGGUCGUGCGCCCGCAUCGAAAUACCUUGCUUCGCGCACGCGGCUUGAGCUUGGCAUCCCUAUGCACGGCAGUGACAAUCUCCGCAAGACCGUGUACGGGAUGCGUGCGCGUGACCGGGAGGCGCAGCAGUCCUGGGAUGCGGCAAUGAUAGAGGAAGCAGGCUUGGGUAAGACCGUGGAUACCACGCAUGGAGACAAGGUUGCUAUGAUCGUGGAGGCACUCCGAAAUGGUAGGAUUGCUCGGGUCGUGGCAAGAAUGUGUGAGGGGAUAGAUGCGUAA
Molecule: messenger RNA, 2427 nt
Organism: Pisolithus orientalis
Lineage: Eukaryota; Fungi; Basidiomycota; Agaricomycetes; Boletales; Pisolithaceae
Product: phenylalanine ammonia-lyase
Exons: 11
Coding region: 1-2427 (808 amino acids)
Biological process (GO): L-phenylalanine catabolic process
Cellular component (GO): cytoplasm
Molecular function (GO): ammonia-lyase activity
Source: RefSeq, a predicted model, not a curated record